Nomascus leucogenys (northern white-cheeked gibbon) is the source of this 2272-nucleotide messenger RNA. It is a transcript of the gene CLPB, whose product is annotated as ClpB family mitochondrial disaggregase. NCBI's taxonomy places the organism in Eukaryota, Metazoa, Chordata, Mammalia, Primates, Hylobatidae. The record is from RefSeq and is a predicted model, not a curated record. Gene Ontology annotation, molecular function: protein binding; ATP binding; ATP hydrolysis activity. Gene Ontology annotation, cellular component: mitochondrion; cytoplasm. Gene Ontology annotation, biological process: cellular response to heat.
AGUUUAUUUGUUCUCCAGCUGGGGAAAGGCUUAGGGCUGUGGACUACCCCUCCCGUGAGGUAGUGCGCAACUCCACCCUGUUCGCGGCGUCUUCGAACGCGCCGCGGCAGCCAUGUUGGACGUGGCCAGCACAGGGGCCGGCACCACGGGGUUAUCGAAGCAGCUGUCAAGAUGCUGGGGUCUCUGGUGUUGAGGAGAAAAGCACCGGCGCCACGGCUACUCCUCCGGCUGCUCAGGUGCCCAACGCUCCGGGGCCAUGGAGGUGCUUCUGGCCGGAAUGUGACCACUGGGAGUCUCGGGGAGCCGCAGUGGCUGAGGGUAGCCGCCGGGGGGCGCCCUGGAACAUCCGCCUUGUUCUCCGGACGCGGGGCAGCCACCGGGGGGCGCCAGGGAGGACGCUUCGAUACCAAAUGCCUCGCGGCUGCCACUUGGAGACGCCUUCCUGGCCCCGAAGAAACACUCCCAGGACAGGACAGCUGGAACGGGGUCCCCAGCAGGGCCGGACUGGGCAUGUGGGCCCUGGCCGCAGCGCUGGUGGUUCAUUGCUACAGCAAGAGUCCGUCCAACAAGGAUGCAGCCCUGUUGGAAGCUGCCCGUGCCAACAAUAUGCAAGAAGUCAGCAGGCUGUUGUCAGAAGGUGCAGAUGUCAAUGCAAAGCACAGACUUGGCUGGACAGCACUCAUGGUGGCAGCCAUCAACCGAAACAACAGUGUGGUACAGGUCCUGCUUGCUGCCGGGGCUGAUCCAAACCUUGGAGAUGAUUUUAGCAGUGUUUACAAGACUGCCAAGGAACAGGGAAUCCAUUCUUUGGAAGUCCUGAUCACCCGAGAGGAUGACUUCAACAACCGGCUGAACAACCGCGCCAGUUUCAAGGGCUGCACGGCCUUGCACUAUGCUGUCCUUGCUGAUGACUACCGCACUGUCAAGGAGCUGCUUGAUGGAGGAGCCAACCCCCUGCAGAGGAAUGAAAUGGGACACACACCCUUGGAUUAUGCCCGAGAAGGGGAAGUGAUGAAGCUUCUGAGGACUUCUGAAGCCAAGUACCAAGAGAAGCAGCGGAAGCGUGAGGCCGAGGAGCGGCGCCGCUUCCCCCUGGAGCAGCGACUGAAGGAGCAUAUCAUUGGCCAGGAGAGCGCCAUCGCCACAGUGGGUGCUGCGAUCCGGAGGAAGGAGAAUGGCUGGUACGAUGAAGAACACCCUCUGGUCUUCCUCUUCUUGGGAUCAUCUGGAAUAGGAAAAACAGAGCUGGCCAAACAGACAGCCAAAUAUAUGCACAAAGAUGCUAAAAAGGGCUUCAUCAGGCUGGACAUGUCCGAGUUCCAGGAGCGACACGAGGUGGCCAAGUUUAUCGGGUCCCCACCAGGCUACGUUGGCCAUGAGGAGGGUGGCCAGCUGACCAAGAAGUUGAAGCAGUGCCCCAAUGCUGUGGUGCUCUUUGAUGAAGUAGACAAGGCCCAUCCAGAUGUGCUCACCAUCAUGCUGCAGCUGUUUGAUGAGGGCCGGCUGACAGAUGGAAAAGGGAAGACCAUUGAUUGCAAGGACGCCAUCUUCAUCAUGACCUCCAACGUGGCCAGCGACGAGAUCGCACAGCAUGCGCUGCAGCUGAGGCAGGAAGCUCUGGAGAUGAGCCGUAACCGUAUUGCCGAAAACCUGGGGGACGUCCAGAUAAGUGACAAGAUCACCAUCUCAAAGAACUUCAAGGAGAAUGUGAUUCGCCCUAUCCUGAAAGCUCACUUCCGGAGGGAUGAGUUUCUGGGACGGAUCAAUGAGAUCGUCUACUUCCUCCCCUUCUGCCACUCGGAGCUCAUCCAACUCGUCAACAAGGAACUAAACUUCUGGGCCAAGAGAGCCAAGCAAAGGCACAACAUCACGCUGCUCUGGGACCGCGAGGUGGCAGAUGUGCUGGUCGACGGCUACAAUGUGCACUAUGGCGCCCGCUCCAUCAAACAUGAGGUAGAGCGCCGUGUCGUGAACCAGCUGGCAGCAGCCUACGAGCAGGACCUGCUGCCAGGGGGCUGUACUCUGCGCAUCACGGUGGAGGACUCAGACAAGCAGCUACUAAAGAGCCCAGAACUGCCCUCACCCCAGGCUGAGAAGCGCCUCCCCAAGCUGCGUCUGGAGAUCAUCGACAAGGACAGCAAGACUCGCAAACUGGACAUCCGGGCACCCCUGCACCCUGAGAAGGUGUGCAACACCAUCUAGCAGCCACCUGCCUGCUCCUGUGUGCCCUCACCAUCCAAUAAAGGCCCCUUGGCAGUGGCAUGGCGACUGA